Messenger RNA from Annulohypoxylon truncatum, 1656 nucleotides. RefSeq lists its product as uncharacterized. The record is from RefSeq and is a predicted model, not a curated record. The transcript has 2 exons. Lineage: Eukaryota; Fungi; Ascomycota; Sordariomycetes; Xylariales; Hypoxylaceae. Bases 139 to 1497 code for a protein of 452 amino acids.
UAAAAAUAAGAGAGGAUCAGCAACCAAAAACCAAGGAAUAACAGGAAAAAAACUCAAUUCCAAGCUAACACCCACCGUACCUGGAAUUACCAUAUUAAGUAAGAAAGAAAAAAAGCUCAAGCUUUUUUUCCCUCCAUCAUGAGCGCGGCGAUUGCUAUGGCCCCUUCCCCGGCUCCCCACGAUAGACCGGCUUAUGCUGAGUUGGCUCCUGCGGGUAACAGUUCCUCAACUACUACUGGAACUGCCGCUGCGCCGGCCUCAUCACCUUCCGUCCCACGCACUUCAGCUGCGGUUUCGGGCACCCCGAACACCACUGCUUCUACCUCUGCGACGCAACGUCCAACCAGCCGAAGUCCCACCAGAUCGGCUGCCCAGACCGCGGCAAAGUCUUCACCACCAAGCGCUUCGCGAAAUGUUUCGGGAAGUUCGGGACCAAAAAUUUUCGUGAAGAAGGAACCAGGAUCUCCAGACAUACCGUCCACUCGUCAUCGCCCUCGAAAGCUGGAUUUGUCCAAGAACACUCUCACUGGGUCAGGCGCUGCGACGGCACGCCCGGCGUUAGGAAGAGAAGGACUCGGUAUCCAGGAGGUAGGCAUAGCGUGCCUGUCGCCUGGUUUUGUCACUCAAGAUCCUGUGAUGAAGGAACAUCUGCAGCAGAGCAUGAAUGUCAGAGAACAACAACGCCGUAUCAUCGAGGCUAGGUUACAACAACAAUCCGCGAAGGGUGAUGGUCCUGAUAACGGCAAAGACAAGGACCCCGUCAGCCAAUUCUCUGCGAAGACUCCAGGAAUGUCUCGAAGGAAUAAAGCCCCUCCAGGGCUGAGCAUUGUAGCACCCUCCCACGAGCAGUUUGCCAACGAGCGAGUCAUCCAGUCCGCACCGUUGGGCCAAACAUUUACAGGCCGUCACAACCCUCAGCCGUUAACUCGGCAUCUUGCUAACCAGCCCUCAAAUCUCUCCAGCACAUCUCAUAUCCACCAUAUCCCAGCAAAUCAAACAGCUAACCGCCUACCGCCGAUAUCUGAUGUAUUUGGUGGACAAGGGCUCCCUUCGCAUGCGGAAUCAAGCCGUCAGAUCUUAUAUCCCGGCUCAAGUCAUGGACCGUUAGCAUCGCCUAGCCACCCGCCGCCGGCUCCUUCACAGCCACCCAUGUCAGGGCGGGGCCGAGAGUAUAAAUCGGCUGAGGAAGUACAGCACGAGUUAGCCGGUGGACGACCAGAGUUAUUACCCAAGCUCGUUCAUUACACUGGACACCAGCCCCCGACACCUCCGUCGCCCCGAAACGGAAUCAACCCUUUAGAUGCUGGCAGAGGCAUGAGCAAGCGAAGAACUCGUGCUGAGUACGAGGAAGGCAGCAGCCCUCCCCUGGGGCACGGUCCUGCUGCCACACGGAGAGGGCCGUUCGGAGCGGGACGUGAUAGCCCCGAAACGCAACGACAAAAGCGUGAAGAGUUUUUGAGGUUAUGCGAGAGAGCCUGGGAUUUGUUCCACUCAUGAACCUUGGGCGACGAAUCUUACCGCGGCGGAUCGAAUUGACAUUUCUUGCAGCCUGAUGACUUUACGCCACGGUAUGAAACACAUAACGGCCUGUUCGCGUGUACAUGCUCCGAUGAGGAAUUUUAUUUUUUUGGGAGGCAAUGUAUGCUUUUUGCUGAC